Sphenostylis stenocarpa is the source of this 5613-nucleotide messenger RNA. The record is from the annotation of a GenBank genome assembly. NCBI's taxonomy places the organism in Eukaryota, Viridiplantae, Streptophyta, Magnoliopsida, Fabales, Fabaceae.
AUGCUUUGUGUAUGGCCGGUUCUGAGAAUGUACAUUUCUUGCCAGAUUCUUCUUUGUAUUGAUGUUGCUGCAACUUCUGCUAAGUCGGCAAAGAUGUCUCAUCAAUUACUUAAACAGGCUGAAAAUAUGUUGUCUGAUAUAUAUCCAGGAGGAUCUCCCAAAGAAGGCUCCACUUAUUGGGAUCAGAUCCUUGAGAUAGGGGUCAUCUCUGUGUCAGGGCGUCUUCUGAAGCGCUUACACAAGUUCUUGGAGCAGUUUUCUGUUACUGACUCUGUGUAUUUCAGCUCUGACAACCCUCCAGCACUUCAGGCAAUUCUGUCUGGGGAAGUUGUUGUGACAUCAUCUAAAGAGUCCCACCGGCAAGAGCAGAGGGAGCGCGCUCUUGCUUUGCUCCAUCUGAUGAUUGAUGAUGCUCAUAUGGGCAAGAGGCAGUUUUUGAGUGGUAAGCUUCAUAACCUUGCAAGAGCUGUUGCUGAUGAAGAAACUGAAUCAAGUACUACUAGGGGUGAAGGAUUGUAUGCUGAUCAGGGUGUUACUUCCAACAGUGACAAGGACGUAGUACUCGGGCUUGGGUUAAGAGUUGUUAAACAAAUACCUUUAAGUUCAAGUGGAGGAGAGUCUAGCUUGCAGUCUACUAGUUAUGACAUUAAAGAUGCUGGGAAGAGAAUAUUUGUUCCAUUGAGUGGCAAACCCAUGACAUAUCUGUCACAAUUCAUUCUUCAUGUUGCUGCAAUUGGUGACAUAGUUGAUGGGACUGAUACUACUCAUGAUUUUAACUUUUUCUCUGUCGUUUAUGAGUGGCCUAAGGAUCUGUUGACCCGUCUUGUUUUUGAAAGAGGCAGUACUGAUGCUGCUGGGAAGGUAGCAGAAAUUAUGUAUGCGGAUUUUGUACAUGAGGUGAUUUCUGCAUGUGUGCCUCCAGUUUAUCCUCCACGGUCGGGGCAUGGAUGGGCCUGCAUUCCAGUUGUUCCUACCUUCCCUAAGAGUAGCUCUGAAAAUAAAGUGCUGUCUCCCUCAUCUAAAGAUGCAAAACCUAAUUGCUAUUGCCGAUCUUCAGCAACACCUGGAGUGGCUUUGUACCCUCUCCAGUUGGAUGUGGUGAAACAUUUGGCAAAAAUAUCCCCAGUGAGGGCUGUUUUAGCAUGUGUAUUUGGGAGUAGUAUACUGUACAACAGCAGUAGCUCAUCAAUUUCAAGCUCCUUGAGUGAUGGAUUACUUCAGGCUCCUGAUGCUGAUAGGUUGUUUUACGAGUUUGCUCUUGAUCAAUCUGAAAGGUUCCCGACUCUGAACAGAUGGAUACAGAUGCAAACUAACCUCCAUCGUGUGUCAGAGUUUGCUGUAACUGCAAAUCAAACAGCUGAUGACAGCAAUCUUGAAGCAAGAACUUCUGUUAAGAGAGUUCGUGAACAUGACAAUGAGACAGAGUCAGAUGCUGAUGAUAUAGUUAGUAGCAGUACAAUCCCUGUAGCUCUGGCUGACCUAAGUAGCCAUGGGAUUGAAGCUACAGAUUUCUGGCUCGAUUCCUCAAAAUCUGAAGCUUCUCAACCUGACACGAAAGUUUUUCUUUCUUUUGAUUGGGAUAAUGAACAACCAUAUGAAAGGGCAGUAGAACGACUAAUUGAUGAAGGAAAGCUUAUGGAUGCUCUUGCACUUUCUGAUCGCUUUCUACGGAAUGGGGCCUCUGAUCAGCUUCUUCAGUUAGUCAUUGAACGAACAGAAGAAGUCCAUUCAAAUUCCACACAGCAUCAAGGAUUUGGGGGACGAAAUAUUUGGAGCAACAGUUGGCAGUAUUGCUUAAGGUUGAACGACAAACAGCUGGCUGCUAGAUUAGCCCUAAGGUAUGUACACUCAUGGGAAUUAGAUGCUGCUUUGGAUGUUCUCACAAUGUGCUGCUGCCAUCUUCCUGAGAAUGAUUCCAUAAGGAAGGAGUGCAUACCUGAUGCCGGCUGUUUGGGUUCUGAGUACAUUUUUGAUAAUGUUUUGCAAAUGAAACAAGCUUUGCAGAGGUACAGCCAUAUAUUGAGUGCAGACGAUCAUUAUGCAAGCUGGCAAGAGGUUGAAGCAGAUUGCAAGGAAGAUCCAGAGGGUCUGGCACUUAGGUUAGCUGGAAAAGGAGCUGUUUCUGCUGCACUUAAAGUGGCAGAAAGUGCAGGAUUAUCAAUUGAUUUACGUAGAGAAUUGCAGGGGCGGCAGCUUGUGAAGCUUCUGACAGCUGACCCUCUUAACGGAGGAGGACCAGCUGAAGCUUCACGCUUUCUUUCUUCGUUAAGGGACACAGAUGAUGCUUUGCCAGUUGCUAUGGGUGCAAUGCAGCUUUUACCCAAUUUGCGCUCUAAGCAACUUCUUGUUCACUUCUUCCUAAAACGAAGAGAAGGGAAUCUGACUGAUGUUGAGAUUUCCCGGCUUAAUUCAUGGGCUUUAGGGCUUCGUGUGCUGUCUGUCUUGCCCUUGCCAUGGCAACAAAGCUAUGAUAGUGAAGCAUUUAGGAUACCCUUGCCUUAUAUAUUAAAGGAAUUUCCUUCUUUAAGAGACAACCACAUAAUUACUACAUAUGCAACUAAGGCUAUUGCUGUCAGUAUCAGCUCGCCUCCUAGGGAACAUCGCAUAUCUGUUUCAGGAUCCAGACCAAAGCAGAAGACAAGAUCAGGUGCUCCACAAAGAUCAUCUUUUACAAGCAGUCUAAGUAACUUACAAAAAGAGGCUCGAAGAGCUUUUUCAUGGGCUCCAAAAAAUAGCGUGGACAAAAAUGCUCCAAAAGAUGUUUAUAGGAAAAGAAAAAGUUCUGGACUGUCUCCCUCUGAUAGAGUUGCUUGGGAAGCAAUGACUGGAAUACAAGAGGACCGUAUUUCAUCUUUUUCAACAGAUGGGCAAGAGAGGCUUCCUUCUGUUUCUAUUACUGAGGAAUGGAUGCUUACAGGUGACCCACCAAAAGAUGAAAGCAUUCGCUCUUCUCACAGAUAUGAAAGUGCCCCUGACAUUACACUGUUCAAGGCACUGCUUGCUCUUUGUUCUGAUGACUCAGUCUCGGCCAAAAUUGCCCUUGAUUUGUGCAUUAAUCAAAUGAAGAAUGUCUUGAACUCUCAGCUGUUGCCUGAGAAUGCAUCUAUGGAAACAAUUGGGCGAGCAUAUCAUGCCACAGAAACAUUUGUCCAGGGUCUGCUCUAUGCCAAAUCCCUGCUAAGAAAGCUCGCCGGUGGUAGUGAAUUGCCAAGUAAUUGGGAAAGAAAUAGAGAUACUGAUGACACAUCAUCUGAUGCUGGUAGCUCCAGUGUGGGUAGUCAAUCCACAGAUGAGCUUUCUGAAAUCUUGUCACAGGCGGAUACCUGGCUGGGUCGUGCAGAGCUGCUCCAAAGCCUUUUGGGGUCAGGGAUUGCUGCUUCUCUUGAUGACAUAGCUGAUGGAGAGUCAUCCGCCCGACUUCGCGACAGGUUGGUUGCAGAGGAACGGUACAGCAUGGCUGUGUAUACUUGCAAAAAGUGUAAGAUUGAUGUCUUUCCGGUGUGGAAUGCAUGGGGUCACGCAUUAAUUCGGAUGGAGCGCUACGGACAUGCUCGUGUGAAAUUUAAGCAAGCUCUUCAGUUGUACAAGGGUGAUCCUGGACCUGUUAUUCUAGACAUUAUUAAUACAAUAGAAGGUGGCCCACCAGUUGAUGUUUCAGCUGUUCGUUCUAUGUAUGAACACCUGGCUAAAAGUGCGCCCACAAUCUUGGAUGAUUCUCUUUCUGCUGAUUCAUAUCUAAACAUCUUAUACAUGCCAUCAACAUUCCCCCGUUCAGAGAGGUCACGACGAUCACAACUGUCUGCAAAUAAUAAUUCUGUGUAUAGUCCAGACUUUGAAGAUGGUCCUCGAAGUAACCUGGAUAAUGGUAGAUAUGCUGAAUGUGUUAAUUACUUAAAAGAGUAUGCUCGCCAGCAUUUGCUUGGCUUUAUGUUUAGGCAUGGUCACUACCAUGAUGCUUGCUUCUUGUUCUUUCCCCUUGAUGAAGUUCCACCACCACCACAACCAUCAAUCACAAGUGGAGUGUCUUCUUCAUCACCCCAAAGACUAGAUUCUUUGGCAACUGAUUAUGGAACAAUUGAUGACCUGUGUGAAUUCUGCAUUGGUUAUGGUGCUAUGCCUAUUUUGGAGGAAGUCCUUUCAACUAGAAUGUCAUCAACUGAAUCCCAGGAUGCAGUGGUGAAUCAGUAUACAGUGACAGCCCUUGCCCGUAUUUGCCUCUAUUGUGAAACUCACAAGCAUUUCAAUUAUUUAUACAGGUUUCAGGUAAUCAAAAUGGACCAUGUUGCUGCUGGACUAUGUUGCAUUCAGUUGUUUGUGAAUUCUUCUUCACAAGAGGAAGCCAUUAGACAUUUGGAACAUGCCAAGAUGCACUUUGAUGAAGGAUUGUCUGCAAGGCACAAAGGUGGGGAAUCUACUAAGCUUGUAACAAAAGGUCUUAGAGGAAAAAGUGCAUCUGAAAAGCUGACAGAAGAAGGUCUUGUAAAAUUUUCUGCUCGGGUAUCAAUCCAGGUUGAAGUUGUUAAAUCCUUUAAUGACUCAGAAGGACCUCAAUGGAAACAUUCACUUUUUGGGAAUCCAAAUGAUCCAGAAACUUUUAGAAGAAGGUGUAAAAUUGCAGAGGUUCUUGUGGAGAAGAAUUUUGAUUUGGCAUUCCAACUGAUCUAUGAAUUCAAUCUUCCUGCUGUUGAUAUAUAUGCUGGUGUUGCUGCAUCUCUUGCUGAGAGAAAAAGAGGCAGCCAAUUGACAGAAUUCUUUAGAAACAUCAAGGGCACAAUAGAUGACGAUGACUGGGAUCAGGUCUUAGGUGCUGCAAUAAAUGUAUAUGCAAACAAGCAUAAAGAGCGUCCAGACCGUUUGAUAGACAUGUUAACUAGCAGCCACAGAAAGGUUCUUGCUUGUGUAGUUUGUGGUCGAUUAAAAAGUGCAUUUCAAAUUGCUUCACGGAGUGGUAGUGUGGCAGAUGUUCAAUAUGUUGCUCAUCAGGCACUGCAUGCAAAUGCACUUCCCGUGCUUGAUAUGUGUAAGCAAUGGUUGGCUCAAUACAUUGGAUUUCUUGGUCGAGUUAGAAGACGCUCAAGUGGCGAAAUGACCUCGGUUUCAAGUACCAUCUUUCCAGCAUUUGGCACUCCCAUCUUUGAUUUCGAAGGUUACUCCAACCUAAGAAAAUACGUCAUUGCUCCCUAUGACCGUAGAUAUCAAUUGUGGCAAACGUUCCUAGUGGCAUUGGUAGUGUACUCUGCGUGGGCAUCUCCAUUCGAGAUAGCUUUCAGAAAACUGUUAGUUGGGUCGUUGUUGCCCGUUGAUCUCUUUGUUGAUGCCUUCUUUGCGGUCGAUAUAAUCCUUACUUUCUUUGUGGCUUACUUGGAUAAGUCAACUUAUCUCUUCGUUGACGAUCAUAAGAAAAUUGCUCUUAGGUACGUCAAAAAGUCACACUUCACUAUGGAUCUGGCCUCUACUGUGCCAAUUGGGCAGAUAUAUCAAAUCAUGACGGGCAAGCCAACCAAAAGCGAGGUAUUUGGUUUCCUAAUUAUGUUAAGACUCUGGCGAUUGAGACGUGUUGGUAAACUCUUCGCAAGGUACGUUCACAAACGAAAGCAAGAGCAAACUCAAUAA